Messenger RNA from Papaver somniferum (opium poppy), 1643 nucleotides. Its product is annotated as protein SAWADEE HOMEODOMAIN HOMOLOG 2-like. The transcript is spliced from 9 exons. Lineage: Eukaryota; Viridiplantae; Streptophyta; Magnoliopsida; Ranunculales; Papaveraceae. Bases 264 to 1415 code for a protein of 383 amino acids. The record is from RefSeq and is a predicted model, not a curated record. Gene Ontology annotation, molecular function: chromatin binding; DNA binding.
UCCCCCCUGAUUUCAUUUCCACAGUAUCCAAGUAGAAGAAGAAGAGGACCAGAAAAAGGAAAGGAGAGAGUAAUGAGGCAUGAAUCGAUGAAUCUAUGAAUGGUAACAUAAAAUUUCAAAUGAAUUCAAUCACGGGUUCUCUUCAUUUCUUAAUUUCCUUCUCAAAGUUUCAACCAUUUCCUCAUUCACACUGACAACAAAACCCCCAAAAUCUUUCUUCAUCGUCUUCUUUGCUAUUGGGGUUUCAAAUUACAGAAACUACAAUGGGUAGACCACCACCAAGUGGUUUUCCAGCUUUCCGUUUCACUUCCUCUGAGGUGGCAGAGAUGGAUGCUCUUUUACUUGGAGCUAAUAAUACUCUUCCAACUCGUGAAGUUGUUUGUACACUUGCGGAAACCUUUAGUGCGGCACCAGAACGAGCUGGAAAGAGUGUCGUGCAAUGGAAGCAGGUGUGGAAUUGGUUUCAAAAUAGGAGGUAUUCAUUGAAGGCAAAACUGAUUAGGACUCCUGGGAAACUCAAUGUUUCUUCCUUGCCUCGUGAUGAUUCCGGUCUUAUUAGAAAUUUGUGUAACUCUGGACCCUUGCUUCCAGGAACGGAUCCUUUUGAUAAUAAUGCACGAGUGGAGUUUGAAGCCAAGUCAGCAAGGGACGGAGCCUGGUAUGAUGUCGCAACAUUUGUCUCUCAUAGGCUGUUUGAGACUGGUGAUCCGGAAGUUCGAGUUCGGUUUGCGGGAUUCACCCCAGAUGAGGAUGAGUGGGUUAAUGUGAGGAAGCAUGUAAGACAUAGCUCUAUCCCUUGUUUAGCAGCAGAAUGUGGUGCAAUACUUCCUGGAGACUUGGUACUCUGUUUUCAGUCACUUUCUGGAAAUUUUCAGGAAAGGCAAGGCCAGGCUCUUUACUUAGAUGCCCAUGUAAUUGAUGCACAAAGAUGGAGACACGAUGUUCGUGGGUGUCGUUGUAGGUUUCUUGUGCGUUAUGAUCAUGACCAAUCUGAGGAAAUUGUCCCACUGAGAAAAUUGUGUCGUCGACCAGAAAGUGACCACAGGUUACAGUUACUGUAUGCAUCUAAGGAGCCUCCUUUGGCAGAUCUGCAAGACCUUGGUAAAGACCAUGCCUCUCUUUUUGGCACUUCUGAGAGUCUCAAUUCAACUCCUCGAAAGACAAGAAAACGACAUAAACCAAAAGUGAAUGCUGAUGUUUCGCAGUCUUCCCAUUCGGGGGAGCGGUCAAUAUCGUGGAUGAAGAGUGAAAAGUUUGAUGAUAGUAGCAAUAACUAUAAUAAUUUCAGAACAUCAGAUGAACCAAUUCGUGAUGCUGCUGCUGCUGUUGCAGCAUUAGUCAUUGGAAAUGCUACCGGCACAGAUAGUGGCUCUGUCUCUGUGAUGCCUACAAAUAUUGAGGGAGGGGGUAUUUAAUGGAUUCCAUAUGGAUGUGCUAUAUAUGUCCUCCACACCCUUUGUUAUAUGUAGUCAGUUUGAUGUAUACUAGACGGUGAAGAAGGAUUUUGUAGUAAUCUAUGUUGUACUGCGCUUUUGAUUACUAUGUUAACUCAAUGAGAACGCUUUCUUAUCUAACUUCUGAUCGGACAAUAUCUAACUAACUUUGCAUUUGCUGUGAAAUCAAUUAUUUAUAGUUCGAGGAAA